AUGACACAAUUCCGGAAAGCAUUCAUGGCCGCCAUCGUGAAGAGUCUGCUGCGAGGCAAGACUCUGAUACAGGCCAUCCUAUCCUACUGGUUAUCAGGAAACAAGAAGAGCAAAGAAACCGGCACACAGAAGAAGACUCUCCAGCAGUUCCUAAAGGAUGCCGAGGCCGCCCUCGUCGGCCCCAUCAGCGGCGAUGGCCUGCAGGAGCUGUCCGUCAAGUUAAAACAGCAGAUUCUCGACGCACUCCAGGCAGAUGUGCAGUGCAUGCUUCCCUCAUACAGCCACCAGUUGCCAGUGGGCUCCGAAUAUGGGCAGUUUUUGGCCUUGGAUGUGGGAGGAUCGACGCUGCGGGUUGCCCUGGUCGAGUUACGAGGACGGGAAAAGGGUUCUGAAAAUGCCACGGAGAUUGUGAGCAUGCAAAAUUACCGCAUCACCAAGGAGGUCAAGGAUUUGGAGGGAAUCGCCUUUUUUGAGUGGAUGGCUGCGCGUAUUACUGAGACGAUCCAAACCACCCUCAACAGAGAGCACAGUGUCGAAAAGCCGCUGCCGGUUUCGAUGGCCUGGAGCUUUCCUAUCGAUCAAACUUCCUUAGGUGGUGGCAAGCUUGCACCCAUGGGCAAGGGCUUCUUGGCCGAUGUUGGUCUUGUUGGACAAGAUUUGGGAGACAUCGUUAGGACCGCAUGCAAAAAUCAGAAUCUCAACGUCGAGCUCAAGGCGAUCCUCAACGACUCGAGUGCCUGCCUCCUAUCACGAGCUUACUCCCAUUCCUCGACCAGAUUUGGCCUCAUUUUGGGUACCGGUGUCAACAUCGCUGCCUACCUGCCCGUCUCAGCCAUCAGCCGAUCAAAAUUCGGCGAGAGACCAGCGGGCUGGUUCGAUGAAGCAUCUCACGUCAUCGUCAACACGGAGCUCGGCAUGUUUGGAUCCAAAAUCCUGCCCUUGACUCGAUGGGACCGCCAGCUCAGUAAGGAACAUCCUAGACCCGACUUCCAGCCCUUAGAGUACCUGACCAGCGGCAUGUACCUCGGCGAGAUUGUUCGUUUGAUCUUAAUAGAUGCUAUUCAGACGACUGGCUUCAUGGGUGGCGUCGUUCCUCCCUCCCUGACUGAGCUUUAUUCUUUGGGCACUGAAACCAUCUCAACGAUCGAGGGUGAUACCACUGCCGACCUAUCACAGGCUAUCAGCUGCUUCUCUGAAAAGCACCCUUCAUCCCAAGCUCCUAGCAUCAUUGAUAUGAGCGCCAUCAAGGCAAUUGCGUCUUUCGUUUCAGUACGAUCAAGCGCACUCAUCGCUUCCGCUGUGUAUGCUCUUUGGGAUAUCCGUCAGGAGGGCGACCAAAAACUGCUCAUCACUCUCCCUGAAUCCUCUCCUCUUCGAACCACGGUUGAAGAGGAUCUUAACAUGGAGAAAACUACCGUUGCAUUCAAUGGUAGUGUCAUUGAGCAGUACCCUGGAUAUUUGGCCAGUUGCCAACGAUACAUUAGCGAGUUGUUGGAAAGCAAGCCAUCUGGCGAAAACAAGUCCAUUGAGCUUGUUUCUGCCAAAGAGAGCUCAUUAACAGGAGCUGCUGUGGCCCUGGCUUGCUUGGACUCAUAG
Molecule: messenger RNA, 1596 nt
Organism: Trichoderma gamsii
Lineage: Eukaryota; Fungi; Ascomycota; Sordariomycetes; Hypocreales; Hypocreaceae
Product: hexokinase
Exons: 3
Coding region: 1-1596 (531 amino acids)
Biological process (GO): glycolytic process; glucose 6-phosphate metabolic process; intracellular glucose homeostasis
Cellular component (GO): mitochondrion; cytosol
Molecular function (GO): fructokinase activity; mannokinase activity; ATP binding
Source: RefSeq, a predicted model, not a curated record